GUUUUUAACUUCAUUGUUUUCCUAAUCAAAUGUAUUUUUUUAGGAGCUGAGUCAUUUUCUAAGAACGGCCGAUUAAAGUUAUGAUUAUUUAAGAGUUGCAUUUUUUUUCUAAAUUGAUAAUUUAUUAUCAGGAGCCAUGGGGGAACAUUCAAUAGUGGCCGCCAAAGCCUCUGUAAUGGUCUAUGAUGAAGGAAACCGUAGGUGGGUGCCAAGUGGAACCUCUCAGGGUUUAUCUAAAAUCCACAUCUAUCAACACCCAGUCAAUAAUACUUUUAGAGUAGUAGGCAGAAAGUUACAGGAUCAUGAACUGGUGAUCAACUGUGCCAUUAUGAAAGGUCUGAAGUACAAUCAAGCAACCCCCACCUUUCAUCAGUGGCGUGACAACAGGCAGGUUUAUGGUUUAAAUUUCAGUAGUAAGGAGGAGGCAGACGACUUUGCAAUGGCCAUGUUCAGUGCAUUGGAAAUGCUAACUGGGUCUUUGAAUGGUACUUCACAACAACAGCAGUUACAGCAACAACAGCUACAACAAAUGCAACAACAGCAAAAACUACAACAACAACUACAGCAGCAACAACAACAACAGCACUUAACACAAGGAGCAUCUUAUCCUCAAAUGCAACUCCACCAGCAACAAAUCUUACAGCAGCAGCAACAACAGUACCAGCAACAACAACAAAUGCAACAAGCUCAGCAAAUGCAAAAACAUUAUCACCAAUCUCUCUCUAAUCAGCAGUCUAUGAACUUUUCCACAAAUCAACAACAACAUCAAAUGAAUGGCUACAAUAUGGGUGACAGCAAAACUCUUCAGAUGUCUUCGCCAAGCCAUGCAAAGUCUGACCUGCGUAGUAGCACAGAUGCCCUCUACAGUCACCCAUACGAAGCUGCCAGCCUACCACGCCCGAACAACGCCAUCAACUGCAGCACCAACAACAGUUCCAACAGUUUUCCUUCAUCUCAACAACAACAGAUGCCUCCUCAAACUCUGCCCAAAAAUUAUGCCACCCUACCUGCUACUGGUCUCUCAACUGCUGCAAUCUUGUCUCAGUCUCCACCUGUUGCGCCACCAAUAGCCUCGUCAGCUGUUGUUCCUCCGGCACCUCCUCCUCCGCCACCCCCUCCAGCUGCCCCGUGUGCCCCUCCGCCACCCCCUUUGCCGUCUGAGGGGGUCCAAAGAACUCCCAAACCUGCCUCAUCACCCGUUGCUGUCAACAGUCUGGCUUCUGCCCUCAAGUCUGCUCAGUUAAGAAGUGUGUCUAAAAAUAAUCAGAACACUCCCCAGUCAACAGAUGACAGCAGCAGUUUGGAGCAGGCAGGUAUGAAUUAUGCAGCGGCCACGGGCACAGUAGGCAGAUCGAGCAUCACAGUCGCCAUGAUCAAGGGCUCUGAGAAUGUCAUGUCUGAGAUGGCCAGGAAACUGAAGGAGAGGAGAGCCAAGGCAGAAGGAACCAAUGACACAACAGAUUUAACAAUAAACACAACGAUUGCCAACAACAACCACAACACGUCAACGACUUCAUCAACCUCAAUCGACUCAGCAACGAGCAACAAACAUCUGAACACGAGUGGCAACAAUGUCGACAACAACACAUCACUAUCUGCCUCAUCAACUGGUCCUCUGAAUGGUGUCCUGAAAUCUGCGGGCAAGUCUAAUGGCUACGAGUCGCCUAGAAUAUGCCGAAACAGCAAAAGGUACCAGUCACUAACUGGUCAGGAGACGUUCAGUUUAGGCGGUGUGACUAACAGCCAUCAAUCGUCGUCAGCCGCGACUGAUUCGAGUUGUGGUGUCGGGGACAUGGAGGUCUUGAGGCAGGAAAUUCUAAGUGAAGUUAGGAAGGAAAUUAAUAAAGCUAAGAUGGAGAUCUUAGAUGCCUUCCAAGCUUAUUUCUCGAAGAAGUGAAUUUAAAGUUUCAGCAACGAACGACAACAACUACUGCUGCUGCUGCUGCCGCUACUGCUACUACUUUCAGCAGCUACAAUGACAAAAACAUCAAAGUUCAAUAAUUCUUAUGGUAAAUUGAAAUAAUGGAGAGGAAUGGUAUUGGAGUGAUUGAUAAUAAUAAUAAUAAUAAUAAACAAAAUUUGCAAUGUUAUUUUAAAUAAAAGUAUUUAAGCUUUUCUGCUUUUGAAUGCAUGCAUAUAUACAUACACAUACAUAUAUACAUACAUACACACACAUACAUACAUAUAUACACACAUACAUGCAUAAGCAUAAGCAAACGCUUUUUAAACUUUAAUUUUAGUGAAUGAGUUGUUUAUUUCCAUGAGGUUUCUUCAGGUAAUUACUGUUUUUUUAACCACUAAAUGUCUGUAUGUAUGUGUGUGUAUGUAUAU
Messenger RNA from Helobdella robusta, 2331 nucleotides. RefSeq lists its product as hypothetical. The transcript is spliced from 10 exons. The record is from RefSeq and is a predicted model, not a curated record. Gene Ontology annotation, molecular function: SH3 domain binding. Bases 137 to 1897 code for a protein of 586 amino acids. Lineage: Eukaryota; Metazoa; Annelida; Clitellata; Rhynchobdellida; Glossiphoniidae.